Salmo salar (Atlantic salmon) is the source of this 1025-nucleotide messenger RNA. RefSeq names its product large ribosomal subunit protein bL27m. Gene Ontology annotation, cellular component: ribosome; mitochondrial large ribosomal subunit. Gene Ontology annotation, biological process: translation. The record is from RefSeq and is a predicted model, not a curated record. Gene Ontology annotation, molecular function: structural constituent of ribosome. NCBI's taxonomy places the organism in Eukaryota, Metazoa, Chordata, Actinopteri, Salmoniformes, Salmonidae.
CGCGCCUGUGGUGGUUGACGGGAGGGUUUUGAUGUGACACAUGGUCGUCACUAGUAACCGCAGCCACAAAAUGACGGCUAAACCCCGCCGAUUUCUACACAUUUUUCUUAAAAUAAGAUUUUAACCCUAACCACACUGCUAACCUUAUGCUUAACCAUAAAUUAAGACCAAAAAGCUCAUUUUUGAUUUCAUGAAUUGUUACUAUAUAGACUAUUUGACUUUGCGGCUCUGGUAACUAGUAAAACAAGAUGGCUGCGCUCGCGUCCUUGAUGUUCAAGUCCAGAGCAGGUGUCCUGCUCCCUUGCCAGUCCUCUCUUGCGGACUGGGUGCGGUUCGCGUCCAAGAAGGCAGGCGGUAGCAGCAAGAACCUCGGUGGAAAGAGCCCUGGUCGCAGAUAUGGAUUCAAGAAAACAGAUGGGAACUUUGUCCAUGCUGGCAAUAUCCUAGCAACACAGAGGCUCAUGAGGUGGCAACCAGGAGCACAUGUGGGGAUUGGAACCAACAACACCCUGUAUGCCCUGGAGGACGGCAUUGUCAGGUUCACUAAGGAGGUGUAUGUUCCAGCCCCACGCAGCUCUGAGACCUUCAAGGUUAUCACCAAGCUGCCCAUGGGAACUGUACUCUACAAGACCUUCAUCAAUGUAGUGCCCAACAAACAGGAGGGCAAAUUCAAACUGGUUGGCAUGUUCUAAAGACUGAUGACUCAUUCCUAUUCCACUCUGUGGAAGUACAAACCCUACUCUUUCUAUGGACUGGGCAGUUUGGAUUUGAAAGGUUCUGUUCAACCGCGGACUCCUUUGUUGUGAAUGUUGUGGAACUGAGCCACUGCGUGUGAGGAUUCUGGAUGUUCCGAGGGAAUUCCUCAGAGCUUCCUGUGUUGCUGUGGUGACCGUUGUCAUCGAUCCUGCACUCUUGGAAAUGUGACAGGUCGAAAGUUUAUUCAACAGGCACCUUUAUGACUUGUUGUGCUGUAAGAAGACAUACCUAUGUCAUUCCAUCCAAUAAAGUUUUAUAUAUAAUCAUGA